AUGCGCGUUCUUGCCAUCUUCGCAACCCUUCUGGCUGUGGCCUACGCUGGCCCCUCCCUGGAGCAGAGACAGCAGGGUAAGAAUUGCAAGGAAGUCCAUAGCCCCGACACCUGUGGCGCACACGGCCUGGUCAAGUGUGACGGUUCAGGUUCAUUUCUUGUUUGCUGCGAACGUUGCUAUUAG
Molecule: messenger RNA, 183 nt
Organism: Aspergillus pseudotamarii
Lineage: Eukaryota; Fungi; Ascomycota; Eurotiomycetes; Eurotiales; Aspergillaceae
Exons: 4
Coding region: 1-183 (60 amino acids)
Source: RefSeq, a predicted model, not a curated record